CGAGGAUCACAAUUUCGCAAAGCCACUGUUUGGGAAAGAAUGGAGACUGCUUUGGACGAGUGUUAGCGGCGGGUUACCUCUGCCCUUUGUUUUCCUUCGAUAUUUCUACUUAUUUGCUUUGGCGACCGCAGGUACCCUAUAAUGGACGCGGACAUAUCCGGUGGAGUUGGCGGCGGAACAAAUCAGAGCCAUGUGAGCAGUGGUACCGGGCGAAAUCCGAAUGGGCCGAGCGUGUCUGUAACAGCGAGCGCAGCCGGGGCGAUGCCUGCAUCCUUCCAUGCACGGGAACAGCAGGACGGAGAGGCAGUAGGCCUGUCGCUACCAGGCAUUUUACAUUUUAUCCAGUAUGAAUGGGGUCGUUUUCACGCAGAAAAAUGCCGAUGGGAAGCCGAGAGAGAUGAACUUAGGGCACAGGUGGCAUUUCUGCAGGGAGAGAGGAAAGGGCAGGAGAGCAUGAAGCAAGAUCUGGUGAGGCGGAUCAAAAUGCUAGAGUAUGCCCUUAAACAAGAGAGGGCCAAAUAUCAGAAACUGAAGACUGGCACUGAUCAGAGCCCAGAAAAGAAGCCAGAGACUAAGACUGAACCAAUUCCGAAUGGUCAAGGAGAAUUUGACAAUGAGGCAGCCCAUCAAAUGGCAUGGAAGGAGGGUCGUCAGUUGUUGCGCAAGUACCUGGAGGAGGUGGGUUAUUCUGACACUAUACUGAACAUGCGCUCUAAACGAGUCAAGUCUCUGUUGGGUCGCUGUAGCCCGGAGGUAAAUGGGCCCCUGCCACAGGAACCUUCCCCAGAACCCAAGCCUCAUGGAGGAGGAGACUCUUUACUUGUACGCCAGAUAGAGGAGCAGAUCAAAAGAAAUGCUGGAAAAGAAAGUUCUACAGAGCACACUGGCAGGUCAGUUCUGGAUAAAAUUCCCUUCCUGCGUAGCUGUGAUGAUGAUGAUGACAGUGAUGAAGAUGAUGAUUUCCAGGGAAUAGCCACAGACUGCAUUGAUGGACCACAUAAAAACAAGAAAUCCAGAGGCAAGAUAUUUGGAGAACCCAUGACCACAGGUCUAGACCCUGAGGAUGAAGAAGAUGAGGAUGAUUCAGAAGACGCCCUCAGCGAAUUUGAUUUUCUGGGUUCAGGAGAAGAGGGUGAGGGAGCUGGGGAGGCAUGCAUUUCAGGAGAUGGCCGUGAGCUAGGAUGUACUCUGGGCUUCUCAUCUGAUGUCUUCAUACUGGAUACAGUUGGAGGAGGGGACAUAAAUCUUGGCGAGUUGGCUGACCUUACUGUAGCUAAUGACUUUACCAUUGAUCAACAGGACAGUCAGGAAGAGUUUAAGAAGACAUGGAAUCCACGCUUUACUCUCCGGAGCCACUUUGAUGCUAUCCGAUCACUGACCUUUCACCCUUCUCAACCUGUGCUGUUGACAGCUUCAGAGGAUGGAACACUAAAGCUCUGGAACCUGAACAAGACAAUGCAUUCAAAAAAGGGUGCUGCACUGGACGUUGAACCUAUUUACACUUUCCGAGGACAUAGUGGAGCAGUCCUCUCUCUAGCCAUGGGAGAGGAAGGGAAGUACUGCUACAGUGGAGGUCUGGAUGGAAGCAUACGUUGUUGGAAAUGUCCAGAUCUUAAUGUGGAUCCUUAUGACAAUUAUGACCAAGGUGUGGAGAGUGCUGUGUUAUUAGGACAUGAGGAUUCAGUGUGGGAGCUAGCGUAUUCAUCCAACCUAAAACGUCUGGCCUCCUGUUCAGCAGAUGGCACUGUGCGUAUCUGGGAUCCUCAGAGCUCCACACCCUGUAUAGCUGUUUUCAACAAAGAGAAAGAACAUGGAACUCCUACUUCCAUUGCCUUUGGGAGCGUAGACAUAUCUCAGGCUGUUGUGUCCUUUGAUGCUGGUGAGACAGUGCUCUACGACCUGAACACAGAGCAAAGCAUCAUGGUCCUAGAAACCCAGACAAAGGAUGACAAUCAGCUAAUUAACUGUGUGGUCAGCCAUCCAUCCCAACCAAUCUCAGUCACUGCCCAUGAGAACCGUACCAUCCGCUUCAUGGACAACAAGACAGGGAAAGUAAUUCACUCCAUGGUGGCUCAUCUAGACGCAGUCACCUGCCUAACCACUGAUCCUAAAGGCAGUUACCUCAUCUCUGGCAGUCAUGAUUGCUCAGUUCGCUUGUGGAUGCUGGAUAAUCGCACAUGUGUGCAGGAGAUCACAGCCCACAGGAAGAAGCAUGAUGAGGCUAUCCACGAUGUGGCUUUCCACCCUUCACAACCCCUCAUUGCCAGUGCUGGAGCUGAUUCCCUUGCAAAGAUCUUCAUUUGACCAUGUCAUCACAGUUAAUUCUCAGCCAUAAUUGGUUAGUGUAAAUAGGGCUUACCCAAAGCUGAACAUUUAACACUGAGGUUGGUGCAUAAGCUCGGGCAACCUGUAAAGCAGUACACUAAUCACACACCAUAAAUGUUCUUCCUGCCACUGUAGCACCAGUAAUGCACCAAUAUGAAAAUCGCUGGAUGAUGCUGGUAACUUGAUAGCGCCAAUUCAGUAAUUUCUGGCUAGCCUCGCGUAAUGUUACACCAAAUGCUUACACAUGCACACAGUUAAACAUUUACUUAUUCUGACAUGUCCUCAUGUAGCUGCAAAUGAAAUAUAUUACUGCAAAGGGUAAAUUGGGUUUAGGUAAUUAAAAGUUUAGGUGUACUGAUUACAAUAUUUAAGUCUGUUUUCCUAAAAAAAAAAUUGACUAUUAAUGAGCUUAUAGUUUUAUUUGCAUACAAAGUGUAAGUUCCAGAGUUCAAAUAAGUCAUAAAAGGCCAAAAUUGUGAAAUCAGACAAUUAAACACUUUGACAACUGAAAUACGGAAUAUAGGCAUGGGGAAAUCAACAGCUGUUGGUUCUCCUCUGCUCUCCUAUUUUACAUGUAUACUGCCACCUAGUGUGUGGAUAUGGGCCAUACAUGAGUCACGUUUUACCUGAAUAACAUGAGUGCAUACCACUAUCUGAUGAAAGGAUAUCCUUGGCACACUACUAAAUUACAUGCCAUAACUGACUGAUGCCAUAACUGAAAAAAAAAAAGAUUUAUUAAACACUAUCGUUAUCAUGAUUUAAGCAAACUUCAGAUCUAGUUUGAUUUGUUUAUAUGGCUGAGUGGGAUAUUGUAUAACUUUGGUUGUUGCAUCACUGUUAUGUCUGUGUUUUCCCUUUUUCACUGUCACUCCUGGGCCAGAAUUGUGGCAUUCAAACCAUCCUAAUUCCACAGUUAUUUUACCUGCACACGGAAUGGCCUGGACUCCAUAAUGUCAUUGCUUCUCUUUGUUUUUGAAAAUCUGUGCAGAAGGGAGAGAGUACUCACUAUAUCUCAUUUUCUUUCAGUUGUUCAUUGUACUGAUAAAUCAUAUCAUCAUGGGAACACACAAUCACCUGACUGUUGUACUAGAUGUUAGAUUCAUGCCAUCAUAUUUGUGUGCGCGCAGGUUCAUUUAAAUGUGUUUAUUGGAAUUCGCCGCCAUACUUUCAAAUCCAUUAUAAUACAUUUUUAAUAGUCUGCUUGCUAAAGACUUAGUGUUUUAUAUCUGUAAUCAGAGAAACUUUGCUGAGUUAACUGGGCAGCUAAAAGAAAUCGUUUUCAUAUGCACAGUGAUAGAUUAUCUUGGUAAGUGCUGUUCACAGCCUGCUGUCUCACAAAUUUUGGUGCUAAAUUCUUCAGUAUCAGGGAAGUGUUGGAAGUAUUAUUUUUCCUUUGCUUACAUCUGGUAUAGACCUGCCAUUGUUUAGUUGUUUCAGAAAAACAGACUAGUGAACCACAACAUUUUUUCCUAGUAUGCUUUGCUCCUUUCAGGAUCUGAGUGAAAGAAAGGAAGAACAAAGGAGUGAAGGGAAGUAAAGAAGGUGAAUAGUACCAGUUCUCCAUGCUAAGCCGUAUUAUAUUAAAACUACUAUUAUUUGAGAAAACGGUUUUUCUGGUGUGGUUAAAAUAAACUGCAGACUAUUAAGCACCACCAUUAAAGACACAGUCAGUUAUCAGCCAAUGUUUGGAUAAGAACUUUGUAAAAGAAUUUGUGUGUUUAUAUAUUCCCCAAAUUUGGGGAUUACUGACGGAAAGUUGAGAUGUUCAUCUGCUUCCGAUUCAUCCAGUAAGAAAACAAAAAAGGUCUCCAAGGGCCAUGAAAAAGGCCACAGUCUUUUGAGGAAAGCGAAGUAUAACAAAUGUAGUUUCUUCCUCUUCAUAGUCAAUAAAUGGAGAAAACCAUUUGUUGGAAGGGACUGAAAAUUCAAUAUCACCCCCCUUAAUGUAGAUUUAGCCUUUAGAAUAGUUGUGGACAGCAAAGGUUAUGUUUUUGAUGCCUUCAAUGUUGCUUUGUUUACUUAUGUGCUUUAACUUGAUUUCACUGGUAUAAGAGAAAUUCCUAGAGGUUAGUUAGUAAGCUGUGCAAAGAUGCAGUAACUCACUCUCACUUAGACCAACUGUAACAAAAAGACUUUUGCAUUUAUUCAGAUUUCUGUCCAUCCUAGAAUUCAGACAUUCACUUCUGAGGUUUCAGUUCUCCAAGUUAAGUGUUUUACAACCUCUAUUGGGAUGGCUACAGCGACAUAUGAUGAUAAUCCCUUUAGUGACUGUAGUGCAAGUUAAUUGUCCAGUCAAUUAAGCACACAAAUCUAGAUUAAUUAGUUUUACAAAUGAAUUGUUAAGGGGUAAUUUAUCACAGCACACUAAAUAAUGGAUACCUUUAGGCCACAUUACAUUUGUGACUUAAAAUUGUUUACAAGAAAUUGUUUCAUCAUCACAUUUUAUCAUGUAAUCCUAUGUGAUUGCAUGUAGUUUUCAUGAACCCCUAUUUCUGCAGGUUCUCUAGUGAUUUUGCUGCAGUUGAGUAGGUUUAUUAUAUUAUUCAGCAUAUAUAUUUUAAAAAUAGCUGCCAUUGCACAAAUCUCUGCUUUUGCCACCUUAAUAUAGUUGUUGAGGACAGUAGUAUCAUAAGUGAACAAAUCCUUUUUACUAGAUUAAAACCUGCAAUGCAAUGUAAAAGUGUUGGAAAACUUAAAAACUGGAGUUAUUUAAAGGCAUGUCAGUCCUGUGCAACAAUCAAAGGACUUUCUGUCUAUGUAUAUUGUUUAUGGCAAUUUAUCACUGUGUGAUAUUUUGUACAUCAUAUUAAACUGCAUUCAAAUAUUAUCCUUUAACAUCAAGGGAUCAAGUCCUGCAUGUUAUUUAUUUAUUUUUAUUUUUUUGUUAUACAUAUUUUUAAACUGCAUUAUAGCUUCUAUCAAAUUAAACUAUUACCUAUUUCCUGUCAUUCCUAUUUUGUUUUAGUUUGCAGUUCUUGUUAUUGGAAAGGUAAAAAAAAAU
Hemibagrus wyckioides is the source of this 5326-nucleotide messenger RNA. RefSeq names its product striatin, calmodulin binding protein 4 (gene strn4). The transcript is spliced from 16 exons. Gene Ontology annotation, cellular component: dendrite. The coding region runs from base 142 to 2304 and encodes 720 amino acids. The record is from RefSeq and is a predicted model, not a curated record. Lineage: Eukaryota; Metazoa; Chordata; Actinopteri; Siluriformes; Bagridae. Gene Ontology annotation, molecular function: protein-containing complex binding; protein phosphatase 2A binding; calmodulin binding.